AUGGAAUUAACAGCAGAAAAACGACAAGUGUAUUACUCAAGUACAUGGGGAACAGUUUGUGAUGAUGGUUGGACCGAUGCUAACACCGAUGUUGCGUGCAGACAACUGGGGUUUGCAGGAAGCUCAGCGUAUUAUGGUUCGGCCCACUUUGGCCAAGGAUCCGGAAACAUAUGGCUGGAUAACGUAGGAUGUACUGGAAGUGAAAACACUAUAUCAGAAUGUAGUCAUAAUGGUUGGGGUGUUCACAAUUGUAAUCACGGCGAGGACAUUGGUAUAGUGUGCUAUGGAAAUUCAGUGGCGACGCGGCUAGUUAAUGGAGCAACUAAUAAAGAAGGAAGACUUGAAGUGUAUUACUCAAGUACAUGGGGAACAGUUUGUGAUGAUGGUUGGACCGCUGCUAACUCCGAUGUUGCGUGCAGACAACUGGGGUUUGUAGGAAGCUCAGCGUCUUAUGGUUCGGCCCACUUUGGCCAAGGAUCCGGAAACAUAUGGCUGGAUAACGUAGGAUGUACUGGAAGUGAAAACACUAUAUCAGAAUGUAGUCAUAAUGGUUGGGGUGUUCACAAUUGUAAUCACGGCGAGGACAUUGGAAAUUCAGUGACGAUGCGGCUAGUUAAUGGAGCAACUAAUAGAGAAGGAAGACUUGAAGUGUAUUACUCAAGUACAUGGGGAACAGUUUGUGAUGAUGGUUGGACCGAUGCUAACACCGAUGUUGCGUGCAGACAACUGGGGUUUGCAGGAAGCUCAGCGUAUUAUGGUAACGCCCACUUUGGCCAAGGAUCCGGAAACAUAUGGCUGGAUAACGUAGGAUGUACUGGAAGUGAAAACACUAUAUCAGAAUGUAGUCAUAAUGGUUGGGGUGCUCACAAUUGUGAUCACGGCGAGGACAUUGGUAUAGUGUGCUAUGGUAAGUAA
Anneissia japonica is the source of this 915-nucleotide messenger RNA. Its product is annotated as neurotrypsin-like. The transcript is spliced from 4 exons. Gene Ontology annotation, cellular component: membrane. The record is from RefSeq and is a predicted model, not a curated record. The coding region runs from base 1 to 915 and encodes 304 amino acids. NCBI's taxonomy places the organism in Eukaryota, Metazoa, Echinodermata, Crinoidea, Comatulida, Comatulidae.